Messenger RNA from Musa acuminata AAA Group (dessert banana), 807 nucleotides. RefSeq lists its product as uncharacterized. The transcript has 3 exons. The record is from RefSeq and is a predicted model, not a curated record. NCBI's taxonomy places the organism in Eukaryota, Viridiplantae, Streptophyta, Magnoliopsida, Zingiberales, Musaceae. The coding region runs from base 58 to 567 and encodes 169 amino acids.
CCCAAAUUCCACGCUCUCUCCUCCUCGUCGCCGGCUAAUGCUAUCCGACCAAUCACAAUGUCGCCCACUCUCGUCUCGCUAUCCAUCGUAAACCCUACAGCCUUUGCCGCCCGCAAAUCCUCCCUCUUCCCCGGCGUCCGCCCUCUUCCCCCGCUCCUGCCCUCUCGCCUCCAAACCCCAGCGGCCUUGCGGGGGUUCAGGAGGCGGCGGCGCGGGUGGGGAGCGCUGGUUCCGCCCUCGGCGGCCGCGUCGGCGUUCUCGGCGGCGGCUGAGGAUGAGGAGUGGCUCAAGAAGCUCCCUGACAAGAAGAAGCCUCUCUACUCCCACAGCCUCCCGUGCAUCGAGGCGUGGUUCAGAAAGCUUGGGUUCCGACAGAGCCGGGAUGAUCGAGCGGUGUGGGUCGUCGAGAAACCCAACUGGCACGCCCAGCUCUCCCUCGAUGUCACCGACCUUUACAUAAGGUACCUGAAGAGUGGGCCAGGAAACCUUGAGAAGGACAUUGAGAGAAGAUUUAGUUAUGCGUUGAGCAGGGAGGAUAUUGAAAAUGCCAUACUUGGUGGACCUUGAAAAUGAUAAAGCUUGACAGGAUUGUGGAUAUCUGAGAAGCUUCUUUAUGAAGAAUGCUCUGUUUUGGAUUAAGCAAGUUAGCUAUAGUUCUUCCAGAUUUUUUUUUAAUGCUUUCUAUAUUUCGCAGAAUCAACAGUAUGCACUUUAUGUUUGUAAAUAUUGAUUUGUCAUAAUUUACUUUCAUAAACUACAAAGUGCAUUUUCAGGUGGUCAUUAUCAAAUCAAUAGUCGAUUUGAUUA